This is a messenger RNA of Triticum turgidum subsp. durum (durum wheat), 1716 nucleotides long. The record is from the annotation of a GenBank genome assembly. NCBI's taxonomy places the organism in Eukaryota, Viridiplantae, Streptophyta, Magnoliopsida, Poales, Poaceae.
AUGGCGUGGCAAUUGCAGCAAACAAUGGCCACGAUGAGUACAUGCUUUCGGACGUCCUCGCCGGCAACGGUGCGCUGUGCCGCGGCGGCUCGGCGGUCUGCCAACUACGCUCCCAGCUCCUGGGAUUACGACUCCCUCCUCCAGCUCUCGCCCAACAAUGGCGGAAAGGCAGAUCAAAUGAUGUCACAGGUCGAUAUGUUGAAGGCCGGCGUGAGGGAGCGGCUGGUGGCGGCGAGCCGAGGCGACCACCAAGCUGCGAAGCUCAGGCUUGUCGACACAGUGCAACGGCUCGGCAUCGCCUACCAUUUCGAGGAGGAGAUCGCCGGUAUCCUCAGCUCCGUCCACCACAAGCCUCACCGGUGCAACUGGGAUGAUGUUGAUGUUGCUUCCACGGCCUUGAGGUUCAGGUUGCUCAGGGACGUUGGUUUCCCAGUCUUCUUCCCUCCAGCAUCUCUGGAAACUCUCAAGCGUGGAUCGGACGAUGUCAGAGGACUCCUCUCACUCUACGAGGCUUCAUACCUUGCGUUCGGAGGAGAGGAAACAUUGGACGAGGCAAGAGCAUUUUCUAAGAAAGCUCUCAUAAAGCUCUUGCCAUCCAUGGAUCACCACAUACGGUGCAGUGUAGUUCGUUCUUUGGACCUUCCAUUGCACCGGAGGUCUCCUAGACUGGAAGCAAGAUGGUUCAUAGAUCACUGUGCUAGAGAUGAGAACAAUUCCGACCCUUUGCUCGUUAGAUUUGCAACGACAGACUUCAACAAUGUGCAAAGUGUGCAUCAGGAAGAACUCGCGAGACUUGCAAGGUGGUGGAAGGGGACUGCCCUUAGUGAAAAAUUGGGGUUCGCCAGGGAUCGUCUCAUGGAGUGCUUCCAUUACGCAAGUGGAAUUGUGUGGGAGCCAAACAAUGGAGCGUGUCGAGAAGUGCUUGCUAAAGUCGCCAAUCUAAUAGUUCACUUAGAUGAUGUUUAUGAUGUGUAUGGAACUCUAGAUGAACUUGUUCUCUUCACUGUCGCCAUUGGAAGGUGGGAAGAAAGUCCUUGUGAAAAACUCCCCGAAUACAUGCAAGCACUCUAUUCCGUGAUGUACAACACCUCCGCUGAGGUGGCUGAAAAUGUGUUGGAACAACAUGGUUGCGACACUCGUCAUGUUCUUCAAAAAGCGUGGCGAGACAUGGCGGAGUCUUUCCUGGUGGAGGCAAAGUGGCACCAUGGAAACCAUAGACCAACACUUCGUGAGUAUCUGGACAAUGGAUCAAUUUCAGCCUCUGCUCCACUGUUGCUGCAACAUGCGUUUCCCCUGCUCCGUGUGGAUGAAAAGCUCACCCCGAUGUCUCUUGCUAAAGUUGGAAGCUACCCUAAAUUAGUUCAGUCCGCGUCAUUAGUUCUUCGCCUUUGCAACGACUCUGCAACCCAUUCUGCCGAGCUGGAGCGAGGGGAUGCACCAUCAUCAAUAGCUAUUCACAUGUCGGAGAACAGCUCCAGUGAGCAAGAGUCCCGCGAAGCUAUGGAAGAUCUUACCAUGGAAGCCUGGAAGUCGAUUAAUGAAGAUGCAUUCAGAUAUUGCCAAUUUUCUAGAUCUUUCGCCAAGACUUGUGUGAAUUUGGCUCGAAUCUCGCAUUGUGUUUACCAAGGCGGGGAUGGUUUUGGUGCGCCGGAUGGUCAGAAGAAAAGGCAAAUUAGAGAGUUGUUCUUGGACUCUAUCAUGAGUGAGAAACAUUAA